AGUAACAUUCAGUCGUGAACCUGAGCAGUGUUAGGACCCAGAGCAGAGCAGCUGUCAGCGUGUGUGUGCAGUAAAUAUAGCAGCAGUGUGUGGUGUCACUGGUGUGUUGAUCAGAUGAUGAGGCCUGAACACACCAGAUGAGUCUGAGCCCUCCGUUCUCCUGCCAAACACGAAUCACUGUCGCCUGAGAGUUCUUCUAAGGGGAGCACGAGCCUGAAGACGGCUGACAGCUGGAUGUGAGUCGGUGUGUCCUUGGUGGUCCUUCACUCACCGCUGCCUCUGAGGGGUCAGUGAGGGAAUCUGGGAAUCUGUGUUUGUUUGUGGAUAUUAAGAAUAGAUCAAGGAAGCCUCUGAGGGUCAGUUCAACCACACGCUGAUCAGGAUGCUGCAACUGUGUAAAGUCACCAAUGCGCUGUUCAUCAGUAACGCCCGUUCAGCCUGCAGCGACGAGCUCAUCCAGCAGGAGGCGGUGACACUGUGCAUCAAUGUGUCAAAGCAGCAGCCGUUUCCCUCCACAGGCGUCACCAGGCUGCAGGUCCCCGUCUACGACGACCCCAACGAGGACCUGCACAGCCACUUUGACCGCUGCGCCGAUGCCAUCCAGCAGGAGGCCGACCGCGGAGGACGCAGCGUCGUCUACUGCAAGAACGGACGCAGCCGCUCGGCCAGUAUCUGCGUCGCCUACCUGAUGAAGCACCGCGACCUGAGCCUGACAGCUGCCUUACAGAAAGUGAAGACGUCUCGUCACGUGAUUGAUCCGAACCCCGGCUUCAUGUCUCAGCUGCAGAGAUACGAACAGGAUCUGAAGAAAAGACGAGGACAGACGGAGUCCUGAUCGUCGACCGGAAGCCUUCAUGGGGUCCUGAAGAUAAAAUUACAGAUUAUCCGAUGGUACACAAACCUUCUUCCUCCUUUUCUGGUGCCGUCGCUUAGAACCGAAUUAAACUGAAUCAUUUGACCAAAGCACACCGGACCUCAUCGUGUGAGUUCUGACCAGACCGUGUGGAGGUACAGUAACGUGUGUGUUACAUAACAACGGCCUUCAGCACUUGUUAACACAUUAGGCCUGAAAAUGCUCUGUGUCCCUUUAAGACUCCGCUAAUGUACAAAACUGUUGAAGAAUGAAAUAAAGCUAUAUGGUCACUCAGGA
Molecule: messenger RNA, 1150 nt
Organism: Scophthalmus maximus (turbot)
Lineage: Eukaryota; Metazoa; Chordata; Actinopteri; Pleuronectiformes; Scophthalmidae
Gene: dusp28
Product: dual specificity phosphatase 28
Exons: 4
Coding region: 383-835 (150 amino acids)
Biological process (GO): protein dephosphorylation
Cellular component (GO): cytoplasm
Molecular function (GO): MAP kinase tyrosine/serine/threonine phosphatase activity
Source: RefSeq, a predicted model, not a curated record